Molecule: messenger RNA, 1293 nt
Organism: Thelazia callipaeda (thelaziosis nematode)
Lineage: Eukaryota; Metazoa; Nematoda; Chromadorea; Rhabditida; Thelaziidae
Source: the annotation of a GenBank genome assembly
AUGAAAAGGAAAAAGAAAUCUAUGGAUAAUAAAUCUGAUUGGUUCUUAAGGAAACGUAGGGGGUUCCGAGUUGUGCUUCCAGUUGGCCAGCAGAUACCUUCAUGUCUUCAUGGGCCUUGUUUGCUAUUUGAGCGCAAAAUUGAUAAAAAUAAAAAGGAGAAAUUUUUCUCGUGUGCUGUUUAUCGAUCUCACAAAUGCUGUUCAUUCCGAUUAAAUAUUACUGGAGACAUUCCCAGAUACCAUAUACUGGAUAGAUCAAGUAUUUUCAAAGCUUGCAGUCGUACUUAUUAUUAUGCUGCGAUACGAAAGAAAGUUAAUUCACUGAAAGCAGGAAAUAACGAAAUAUUUUACUGUACAACUUGCAAUGAUGUCUUUACAGCGCCACAUAUUCAUGUUGUCAAAGGACCUUUAAAAGUUGCAGAUAUACGAAAGCCUUCUCAACUUUUCUCAGCUUACACUCAAAAGAGUUCAGAAAGUCAGUUUUGGUUUUCAGUGGAGUCAUUGUUGUUAUUGGUUAACGCUAUCGAAAAUUUUGGUACUGAUGGGGUGUUGUGCAUCGGAACUCCAACAGUAUUUGAAUAUUUUCAAAGUCAAAAAAUACUUCGGAAAAAUAUUAAAUCAUUUUUGCUGGACAUAGAUGCUCGAUUUGCACCAUUUUGGCGUUCUAGUCACUUUGCAGUAUAUAGCAUGAUGACAAAUUUCUUUUUCGAUCCAAAAAGUCUUGACAAACUAAUUGUAUUUUUCAAAUCAGUCCACCAUUUAGUGAUAAUAUGUGAUCCUCCUUUUGGCGUUUUUAUAGAAGUUUUAAUGGAGUCACUAAAGAAACUUCGAGAGCAGUUCUUCAGUACCAGAAUGAAGGAUUGGAAUGAUUCGUGGUGCAAAUAUAUCAUCGUUCUUCCAAUUUUUACUGGCAAGCGCUUCUUAGUUGGCAAUGAAUUUCAUAUGUUGGACUAUAAAAUUUGUUAUGUCAAUCACUCAAGAUAUAAGCGAUCUGAAAAAUCAGUAGUUCGUAUUUUCACCGAUCUUCCACUAAAGGCCUUUGAUCUUUCGAGUUAUCCUGAGUAUAAGUUUUGUGACAAGUGUGAUAAGUUUGUUGCGAAGUCUAGUUCUCACUGUAAUCUCUGCCACGAAUGUCCUGCGGAAAUUAAUAUGUCCAAACAUUGUUAUGAAUGUGGUCGAUGUGUGAGAGGCACAUACAGGCACUGUGCGAAGUGCAGUUGUUGUCAUUUACCUCGACGAUGUUUGGAAAUUCAGAAGAUUGGCUGUAAAAGUAGUAUUCAGUUACAGAAAUAA